AUUUGCGCCAAAACUUUUAUUAGAGACGUAUAUCAGCGUUGCGCGCUCAGGUGCCAAAGCUCCCUGCAUUCAGGACCAUGGAGAGCUCCAGUCUGAGGAUGCGCAUGGCAGUGUGCGCGCUGCUGGUCUGCUUGUUGACCGGAGCGAGAGCGAACGAGUCCGAGCCGGAGAUUGAAGUGGAACUGGACACAAGAGCCAUCAGAGACUUCUACCCCAAAGACCCAAACCUAAACAGCGAAAAACAGCUUCUCGGGGCUCUGCAAGAAGUUCUGGAAAAGCUGCAGACGAAACGAAUUCCACCUUGGGAGAAGAAGUUUGGUCAAGUCCCCAUGUGUGAUUUGGGCGAGCAGUGCGCGAUCAGAAAAGGCUCUCGAAUCGGCAAGAUGUGCGACUGUCCGCGCGGGGCUCUCUGCAACUUUUUCUUGUUAAAGUGUUUGUGAUGGAAACACGAAUUUCGGAGUGGAUUGUAACGGGAUUGAGGAAAACCAUAUGCAUUAUAUAUCAUAAAUGACUACAGUUUUACUUAUAUUAAUAUUUUUUUAAGUGAAGAGACUAAAGAUACUGAAGCAAAGUUGUAAAGAAAUUGUUCUUCAAAAAUGUAUGUGAUGUAAAAUGUGAUAUUGUCUUAUUCCAUGUUUAUCUGCUGUUUUGUGCAUUAAAGUGCAAUAUAACUUGUUUUGUAAA
Molecule: messenger RNA, 684 nt
Organism: Danio rerio (zebrafish)
Lineage: Eukaryota; Metazoa; Chordata; Actinopteri; Cypriniformes; Danionidae
Gene: cart2
Product: cocaine- and amphetamine-regulated transcript 2
Biological process (GO): negative regulation of multicellular organismal process; signal transduction; negative regulation of appetite
Cellular component (GO): extracellular region
Molecular function (GO): neuropeptide hormone activity
Source: RefSeq, marked validated